This is a messenger RNA of Penicillium verhagenii, 267 nucleotides long. Its product is annotated as Tim10/DDP family zinc finger protein. The coding region runs from base 1 to 267 and encodes 88 amino acids. The transcript is spliced from 2 exons. NCBI's taxonomy places the organism in Eukaryota, Fungi, Ascomycota, Eurotiomycetes, Eurotiales, Aspergillaceae. The record is from RefSeq and is a predicted model, not a curated record.
AUGGAUACUCAGGCCCAAGCGGACUUGUCCAAGCUCAACGAAGCAGACAAGAAGGAGCUGAGCCAGUUUCUGGCCAACGAGUCGCAGAAGGCCAACAUCCAGCAGACGAUCCACGUGCUUGCCGACGUGUGCUUCAAGAAGUGCAUCACUACCCACAACUCCAACGCUCUCAGCAACACCGAAGAGGUGUGCGCACAGAACUGUGUUGGUCGAUGGAUGGACACUCAGAUUAGCGUUCUGAAGCAUUUGGAAAAUAUGCGCCAAUAA